Molecule: messenger RNA, 244 nt
Organism: Closterium sp. NIES-67
Lineage: Eukaryota; Viridiplantae; Streptophyta; Zygnematophyceae; Desmidiales; Closteriaceae
Source: the annotation of a GenBank genome assembly
ACCCGCCUAAAUGAAUGCCACCCCAUAGACCGCUUGAGAGAGAGAGAGAGAGAGAGAGAGAGAGAGAGAGAGAGAGAGAGAGAGAGAGAGAGAGAGAGAGAGAGAGAGAGAGAGAGAGAGAGAAAGAGAGAGAGAGAGAGGGGGGGGGGGGAGAGGGAGAGGGAGAGAGAGAGCAUGGGAGAUGGGCUAAGGGCAUAGGACCGUUGGAGACAGGAUAGGAGACAGAGGGAUAGAACAGGUCAGA